Messenger RNA from Condylura cristata (star-nosed mole), 909 nucleotides. Its product is annotated as transcription factor mef2A-like. The record is from RefSeq and is a predicted model, not a curated record. Bases 1 to 909 code for a protein of 302 amino acids. The transcript is spliced from 4 exons. Lineage: Eukaryota; Metazoa; Chordata; Mammalia; Eulipotyphla; Talpidae.
AUGGGCGGAAGAGGCGACCGGGCCAGCCACGUCACUCUCUGGUACCGUCUGCGUGUCAGGGUGCUCAUGCCCCGCCUCUACGGUAUGGAAAAGGGGAAAGUAGAACGGGUGAUGACAGCCUGUUGCGCCCACGGUGGAGCAAAGAAACCAGGAAAAGCCCCGCCCCUUCCGGACGGAGCCGCUCCGGAGCGGACGCGCGCAGAAAGGGGUGAGGCGGAGAUCGCUGAGCCCACGAGCACAUUUCGCGAGAGUUGCAGAAGGCGGAAGCGCAGUCUGUGCAGGAUGCGGUUCCUGGCUGCGUUGGUCCUGCUGAGCCUCGGAGCUGCGGGAGUCUUGAGCCGUGACAGUGCGAACUCCAUUAUCAAUUCGACUAAAGUUGAGCCUUCAGUUAGAAAUUCCAAGCAGUCUACUUCGAACCUGCCGUCUAAGAAAGGAUCCUCCCUUUCUUCAGUGAACGGAGACUCUGGCAGGUUAGAUGAGGAUCGCCAAUCUGGAAAUAACAUUGGUGCGUUGGAUCAGCAGCAGCAGCUGACCGCGGAUCAUAACCCUAACAAUUCCACUGAGAACCUGCAGCAGACAGCCCAGCGCAACCCUGACAAUUCCACUGAGAACCUGCAGCAGACAGCCCAGCACCACCCUGACAAUUCCACUAAAAAUUCGAAGCAGACCACCCAGCACAGCCCUGACGAUUCCGCUGAGAAACCACAGCAGACAGCCCAGAACAGCCCUGACAAUUCCACUAACAACUCGCAGCAGAAAACCCAGCAAAACCUUGACAAUUCCACUGAGAACCAGCAGCAGACAGAGGAACACAACCCUGUCAAUUCCACUAAAGACCAGCAGCAGACAGCCCAGCACAACCCUGUCAAUUCCACUAAAGACCAGCAGCAGACAGCCCAAGACAAAUAG